Messenger RNA from Daphnia carinata, 487 nucleotides. RefSeq names its product NADH dehydrogenase [ubiquinone] iron-sulfur protein 6, mitochondrial (gene ND-13A). The transcript has 2 exons. The coding region runs from base 32 to 424 and encodes 130 amino acids. Gene Ontology annotation, biological process: mitochondrial electron transport, NADH to ubiquinone. The record is from RefSeq and is a predicted model, not a curated record. NCBI's taxonomy places the organism in Eukaryota, Metazoa, Arthropoda, Branchiopoda, Diplostraca, Daphniidae.
CCCACGAGAGGUCUACCCAUCAACAGUUGCAAUGGCGACUAGCAAAUUUCGUGCUGUGAACAUCCUUGGAAAACAAUUCAGACAAACUUCAAUUCGGCAUGCAAUUCCGUUUUCAACCGCCUCCAAAUUGUUGAAAAACCCGGUGGAAGUCGUUAUUCCCACUCAUACUGGGCAGAAAUGGGAUGAAGCUGAUUUCCGCCUUGUUCGGUUCGAAAAUGCCUCCAAAGAAGUCAAUACCCGCUUUGCAAUUGAUCUAAUUGCCCAGGUUCCACCAAAAGAGGUUAAGUCACGGAUUGUCUCUUGUGAUGGAGGUGGUGGGCCUCUAGGACAUCCAAAAGUUUUCAUUAAUUUGGAUCAACCUGGCAAUCACUCCUGUGGGUAUUGUGGGCUUCGCUUUCUUAAAGCAGAUGAACAUCAUCAUUAAAAAUGAGAGCUCAAGUUUGUAGAGCAAAAAUUAUUAUAAAUAAAAAUAGUAUUGUCUGAGUAA